GAGGUUCUUCCAACCAUGUCUUCUUCUUCUCUCGAUGCCGAAGAGCAGCAAUACCAGGAUGAGGUUGCCGCCAUCAAGCAAUGGUGGACCUCGCCUCGCUGGAGAUACACCAAGCGUCCUUUCACCGCUGAGGAGAUUGCAAACAAGCGUGGAAACUUGAUGAUUCAGCACCCAAGCAACGCCCUUUCCAAGAAGUUGUGGGACAUUGUCGAGAAGAGAUUUGCCAAAGAUGCUAGUUUCACCUAUGGAUGUCUCGACCCCGUCAUGGUCACACAAAUGGCCAAGUACCUCGACACCGUCUACGUCUCUGGCUGGCAAAGUUCCUCGACCGCAUCAUCCACAGACGAACCCGGACCAGAUCUUGCGGACUACCCCUACACAACCGUCCCAGACAAGGUCCAACAUCUUUUCAUGGCUCAGCUUUUCCACGACCGCAAGCAACGCCAUGAAAGACUCUCGACCNCCGCUUCCGAACGCAAGAACCUCGCCAACACUGACUUCCUACGCCCGAUCGUUGCUGAUGCCGACACUGGUCACGGUGGCCUCACAGCCAUCAUGAAGCUCACAAAGCUCUUUAUCGAGAAAGGUGCCGCAGGCAUUCAUAUUGAAGAUCAAGCUCCUGGAACGAAAAAGUGUGGACACAUGGCUGGUAAGGUACUUGUACCUAUCAGCGAACACAUUAACCGUCUUGUCGCCAUUCGUGCCCAAGCAGACAUCAUGGGCAGUGACCUCCUCGCCGUUGCCCGUACAGACUCGGAAGCCGCAACCCUCAUCACAUCAACCAUCGACCCCCGUGACCACGCCUUCAUUGUCGGCGCCACAAACCCCGCCCUUCAACCCCUCAGCGAACUCAUGGGUGCUGCCGAGGCAGCAGGCAAAUCCGGCGAAGAGCUUCAAGCCAUCGAAGAUACAUGGACCGAACAAGCCCAUCUCAAGCUCUUCUCCGAAGCUGUCGUCGACACCAUCAACGCUGGUGUCCAUGUCAACAAGGCCGAGUUGAUUGCACAAUUCACCGAACAGGCCAAAGGCAAGUCCAACGCCGAAUCUCGCGCUAUUGCCAAGGCUCUUACUGGCGUCGACGUUCACUUCGACUGGGAGUCCGCCCGCACACGAGAGGGCUACUACCGCUACCGCGGCGGUUGCCAAUGCGCCGUCAACCGCGCCAUCGCCUACGCACCCUACUGUGACAUGAUCUGGAUGGAGUCCAAGUUGCCCGACUACGCCCAAGCCGAAGAGUUUGCAACCGGCGUGCAUGCCGUCUGGCCUGAGCAAAAGCUCGCCUACAACCUCUCGCCCUCUUUCAACUGGCAGACUGCCAUGAGCACUUCCGACCAGGAAACCUACAUCAAGCGUCUGGCUAAGCUCGGCUACUGCUGGCAAUUCAUUACUUUGGCUGGCUUGCACCAAACAGCUUUGAUCGCCGAUUCGUUCAGCAAAGACUAUGCUGCUCGUGGUAUGCGCGCUUACGGCGAAACCAUCCAGAGCAAAGAAGAAGCAAAUGGUGUAGAGGUUCUUAAGCAUCAGAAAUGGUCUGGAGCUAAUUAUGUCGAUGAGUUGCUUAAGAUGGUCUCGGGCGGUGUGUCUAGUACUGCUGCCAUGGGCAAGGGAGUCACAGAAGACCAAUUCAAGGCUGUUUCCCGUCCAGGCGAGAGUGGCUACAAAGCCGAGGAAAACCAUUGA
Messenger RNA from Aureobasidium musti, 1680 nucleotides. Lineage: Eukaryota; Fungi; Ascomycota; Dothideomycetes; Dothideales; Saccotheciaceae. The record is from the annotation of a GenBank genome assembly.